Dicrocoelium dendriticum is the source of this 1862-nucleotide messenger RNA. Lineage: Eukaryota; Metazoa; Platyhelminthes; Trematoda; Plagiorchiida; Dicrocoeliidae. The record is from the annotation of a GenBank genome assembly.
AAGGUACUAUUUCAGUUUUGUAGAAACGAAAUACGUAUGUGAUGUUGCGUAGUCGUCGUGGCUGAUGAUGAGCGCAGUGGCAUGUUUUCGCUCAACAUCGAACGCAUUUGUUUGGCUAUGUUAUGUACAACCUUCGGUACUCGCAGUAUGGAGUAUGCUUGUAUUCUAUACCACGUAUCCGUCGCUGAGGUUGGUGCUAUUCAGAAAACCGGAAGUGCAUUUGUAUUAAAAUGAGCAUCUUAGAACUGAAUGAAAACGCUCUGCUCAGUGAACUUAAUCAUAUAAAUUUCACUGAGAAGAAGCUCUUAAAACUGAACUCAAAUAUUUCCAAUGCCCUCGAAAAGGAUAUUUUGAAUUACUAUCUUAUGGGAGUUGCAUCAAUGUUAAUCUGUUGCUUUGGAGCUACUGGAAAUAUUUUAUCGCUUAUCAUACUUGUUAAAAGAGCAGUUGGAAGUCCUACAACAAAUCUAUACCUAAUAUCGCUUGCUGUUGCGGACUUAUGUGUUUUGCUCGCAACAAUUCUCACCGCCAUCAAAGACUCAAGAAAGCCCGAAAAGGAUCAGCUCAAUAUGCUGAUGUGGCAGGAUUCUACAUUCAUCCCAAGAGCAUAUCCGUAUUUUCAUGCCACUGCUAUUUUAUUCCAAGUGACAUCCGUGUGGCUGACAGUUGCGUUUACUUCAGAUCGUUACCUGAUGAUAUGUCACCCAUUCUUGGCAAAACGUUGGUGCACUGUGCAGUCGACCAGAUAUGUAAUCGUUGCCAUCUACAUGGCCAGUACGAUUUACGGACUUCCUCGAUACUUUGAAUACCGGGGAUUCGAGAUUUCUAUACCAUCUGACGUCCAGAAAGAUGUGGGUGUGUGGGAACAAGCUGUUUUCAAUGACUCGGCUGUUUCUAAUCAAUCCCAAAUGCUACGCAUUGUCUGGUAUGAUCUGAGCGAGUUUGGCAGUUCUCCCACCUUCAUGCGAUACUACCAUCUGUGGUCCUGGAACAUCAUGGUGGUCACCUUGCCAUUGUUAACGAUUGCUGUGAUGAACAGCUUUUUGAUUUGUGAAGUUAGGAAAUCAAGCUCUCGCACUGCAAAACGGCUUCAUCGGAAACCAACUCGACGCCAUGAUACGGAUAUUAUGCUCAUCGGAGUGAUCAUUGUAUUCAUCGUCUGUCAGAUUCCUGCGGCCAUUAGUCAUUUCAGUUGGAGUUUGAUUCCUCUUAAGGAUACGAAGAAGUUGUCAUGGUAUCUUCUGAAUGAGAUUGGAAACCUUUUAAUUGUGGUUAACUCAGCAAUCAACCUGGUUUUAUACUACCUGUUCAGCCGAAAGUUCCGGAGACAUUUUCUCCAGCUGUUUUGUCCCUACAGGCUGGUGAGAAACGACGGCCUUCACUGUGUAUAUAUUCCUCGAUGGGUGGUGGAAUACUGGGACAGAGAAUCCUCUGAAGUGCGGUGGUCAACCAUAGAACCAGGCACUCCAACGGGCUACUGUAACAAAACGCCAAACUUCCAACAGAGACAAGGCUGUGAUCAGUUGCCGCGACCCAGUUCUGCUGGAUCAUACGGGAAAACACCGCAUCGCGCGUCGGACAAUCGGACAGACUGGCAGUUGCUAAACGGUUCGCAGCGGGAUCAACAGAUCCAGGGAACAGGUAGGCGGACCCCAAGCACCGGACAGAACGGAAUGCGGCUGAUUCGAGGAACUUCUACCAAAGUGUCUUCCCCAUUUCUAAGGUGUAUCACUCAGGCGCGAACCGAAUCUCGACCAGUAGUUGCCUCUAGUCUUGAUCAAGGGUUUAUAACUACGAAACAACAGACAGAUUAUGCCCCUAUUGUACAGUAAUUAUACUUCGCGCAUUACAUUUUGUUACUC